UUCUUAGCUCGUAGAUCCAAAGACCUCCCUGGUCGAAACGAGGACAUGACGAGCACGCAGGGGCCCAUGUUCAUUCCGCUCCCGCCUGGUCUUGCUGACCUCAGAGCCUAUCGCCUUGAAACGUGCAGCAAUUCUCUUGAGCCGUAUACCUUCGUGCCGCCCCCUGGACUUCCUCCUCCUCCAGGAAAGUGCCUCCGAGAUCUUCUCCAGGACUUGGUGACCGAGCCGGCUAUGAUCGAGGUCGAAGGUUUUUCCAAGGAGAACUUGGCAAGAUGGCAUCCCGAAUCCGUUGGUACCAGGUGUUCAACCGACGAGCCAGCCACGCCUCCGGCAGCACGUGCAGAAGACCUGGAUGGGGAUUGGUCCAUUGCCACGAGCGCAAAAACCGCCCAAGCGACGCAGACAUUUGAGGAUGAGGAGGAGUUCGUGCAGCCCUGGUCCCCGGAGUUUGAUGAAGCAGAGAUCGAAGUUGCUUUGGAACCGGUGUUGAAAGAGAUGCUGGGGCAGGACAAAAGCAAGGGCAAGGGAAAGGAGAAAGCUCCAGGUAGUGUGCGAUGGUGGACCCGUCCAACUUCGCCACUCUUGUGUCCAUUGUCCGGCUUUCCAACUUCUUUGCUGCCAUAUCCACCCUUCAAGUUGCGCGUGGAUCCCGCGAAAUCGACACCACAUCGCUUGGUGGAUGGCAAAUUCCUGGCCAUGACCUGUAUCGUGACCGGUCGCUAUUCUGCUUGUGGUCGGGAGCUCCAGUCCAGCGACAUCAGCGCCUUGGACGACUACAUCCAUCGUUGCAAGCUGGGCCCCUACCGUCCCAGCCGCGGCAUUUCGCUGGCGCAGCAAGCUGCCCAUGGCACGCCCGAAGAGCGAGAGACAGCGCUGCAGGAACUCGACAAGUUCGCGGCCGCCGCACGGAACGAGUUAGGAAAGGUCCGGCGCAUCCAGGAGAAUCGGCUCGUGCAGAUCAAACAGGCUUUGCCUCCCCAUUUCCAAGCCGCCAUUCGACUUGAAGCUUUGCCACCAACAAACCGGAGGCGCUCCUCGACCUCCAGUGCUUCCACACGCGGCAUGUCGAGUGAGAGCAGUGGCUGAGACCACGGGGGCCCUUGCCACCUGAUGGUGUUGAGGGAAGCUAGCUGUGAAGGUCUCAUUUUGGGAGCGGAGGUGCUUGGGACUCAAUCAAUGAAGUCCAGACACAGGUUAAGAUGGUG
Molecule: messenger RNA, 1205 nt
Organism: Cladocopium goreaui
Lineage: Eukaryota; Dinophyceae; Suessiales; Symbiodiniaceae
Source: the annotation of a GenBank genome assembly